Messenger RNA from Macrosiphum euphorbiae (potato aphid), 1113 nucleotides. Lineage: Eukaryota; Metazoa; Arthropoda; Insecta; Hemiptera; Aphididae. The record is from the annotation of a GenBank genome assembly.
AUGUAUUUAUCUUUAAAAAGUAUAUUUGAUUUUGUACAAUGUACCACAAGUUCAAGAAAUGCUGUUGAAGGUGAAGAAGUUUUGAGAGCCAAACAAAUUAUUUUAUGUGGUAAAGUUCAGCAGAAGAAUGGUUUAUUGAUAAGAGCUUUAGUUAUACAAAGUUCUCAUAUUCGAGAUAAACCUCAUGAAAUUUCUGGGACAUUGAAUGUAGAUUCAACAGCAAUUAAAAUUGAAUCAUUUGUCUGUUCUUGUGCUGCUGGUGCUUCUGAAAGAUGCAAACAUGUUUUUGCUGUAUUGCUAUUCUUAAAUAGAAAUAAUUUAAAUGAUAUUGAUACUCUAUGCUCUACUGACGUACAAUGUCAGUGGUCAAAGUUAAAAGAGCCAUCUCUAGAACAGUUAAUACAGUUAAUACUAAAACAGUUCAUACCAGUCUCUAUAGAACAUUUUUGUUGUGUGAAGUCUACUGAAAAAGUUUCAUUGGCAUUUACUUCAUCAGAACUAAGAUCUGCUCUUAUAUCUGCUGCACCACAUUUUGCAAUAGCUCUGCACAGUGUAGGACGUAAUCCUGAAGGAUUAUCUUCAAAUAAAAAUGUUACAAUAUUAGUAGAGCCAUAUUUUGUUUUCGAUAGUCAUCCAAUUUUACUAUCACUAAAUAUGUACGGUGUUCUGAAUCUUGGUGACUGCUGUCAAACCAUUUAUGAUAGUAAAAUUAAACUUAAAGAUAGCCCUAUUAAUAUUAGAUCAAAAUCUUUAAUAGAUAAGUCUUAUUGGCAUCAAAUACGACAAUUUAAAAUUACUGGUAGUAGGUGUUAUUCAUUAUUUACUUACUACACAGCUUCAAAAAAGACUGAUUCACAGUGGGCUCUUAAAGCCAGCAAAUAUUUUUGGCCUAAUACUUUUUCUAAUAAGUUUGUAAAACAUGGAAUAAAAUAUGAGAGUGUAGCGAUAGAGUUAUUUGCAAGGGAUAGUAAGCAAAAAAUGAUUCCUUGUGGUUUCGUUACUAGUUACGACAACCCCUGGUUAGGUUAUUCACCUGAUGGUAUAAUUGUCAAUAAUUUUAAUGAACCAACUAAACUAGUUGAAAUAAAAUGCCCAUACCUUGGUAGUUGGUAG